Molecule: messenger RNA, 231 nt
Organism: Rhizophagus irregularis DAOM 181602=DAOM 197198
Lineage: Eukaryota; Fungi; Glomeromycota; Glomeromycetes; Glomerales; Glomeraceae
Source: RefSeq, a predicted model, not a curated record
AAAAAUGGAAUAAUUAAAAUAAUGUCAGCAACAUCUGCAUUUGGAAUGGGAAUAAAUGUAUCCGAUAUUACUUUAAUAAUACAUACCACUUUACCUUUAUCAAAUGAACAAUAUGUACAAGAAAUUGGACGUGCUGGUUGUUUAGGUCAAGGAUCAAAAGCCAUAAUGUUCUAUUCACGUGAAGACAUCCGUACUUUAUUAGCAAUUAUUGGUGGAGGACAGGAAAAGUAA